Messenger RNA from Hemicordylus capensis (graceful crag lizard), 2370 nucleotides. Its product is annotated as protein lifeguard 1-like. The coding region runs from base 652 to 1482 and encodes 276 amino acids. Gene Ontology annotation, cellular component: membrane; endoplasmic reticulum; Golgi apparatus. Gene Ontology annotation, biological process: negative regulation of apoptotic signaling pathway. Lineage: Eukaryota; Metazoa; Chordata; Lepidosauria; Squamata; Cordylidae. The record is from RefSeq and is a predicted model, not a curated record. The transcript is spliced from 9 exons.
GAGCUCACCUUAAAUUUGGCAGUUCCAUGAAAAGCAAUGAUCACAAAUUCCCUCCCAACAGCACUAGAUACUAAAGGAGGAUAUAAAUGACCUUACCCAACAAGACCGUGAUAUAAGCUCCCCUCAAUUGAUCCACUAAACUUUGAGACUCCUCUUGCCGCGCAUCUGAGUUACUUCCGGCUUUCUUUUUCCUCUUAAAGGUGUGAAUCUGCGUGGCAGGAUCAUCAUCUAACCUACAUUUUACCAACUUGUCAACUGGGAUAUUGUGGAGAACUUUGUCAAAUGCUUUGCUGGAACCAAAAUACACUUUGUCCCCAGGAUUGCCAUGAUGCUGCUAAACUAGGAACUCUGUCAAGAAUCCUGCAGCCGACUGGCCAGCCCUGACAUAUUUUGAACAGAGAUGAGCUGAGACCAGGGCACAGCAGCAUGGCCCUCCUCCUUCCGUCUUUGCAGUGACCUCUUUUUUCUGGAGCUGAUUGCCCUGGGACUCCCACCAGGGUCAGCCUGACAGGUGUACAGGAAUCAAGUAAAACCUUUACAUUUGGACAACCUUGCCUGGCAAAGCAGAGCAAGGGGAUUUCGCUGGGACAUUCAUUUCUUUGCCUGCUGGCUUUGUUUUGAGGAGGGGACAGAUGUGUGAGCACCAGAGCCAUGUCGCUCCUGAAGACCUUCCGGGGGCUCAAGCAGCCAGACUCCUCUCCAGACCCCCAGGCUCAGCCACACCCUGCAGGCACUGAGAGCCAAGGAGCACCUCAGCAGAGCAACAACCCCGAGGAUGGGCCACCCUCCAACUACGGCACCCAGGACCUGCCCACCAGGAACACCCGCAAGUAUUUCAUACGCAGGGUGUUCCUCGUCCUGACUGUCCAGAUGCUCGUGACUUUAGCCCUUGCAGCCACCCUAGCCUCUCUGAAGAAUGAGCACCAAGUUUGGAAGAGGAAUUUUUAUAUGCGAGCGCUAUUUGAAUAUCUUGCCUUUACGUCUGCUUCGGUUCUUAUCUUCUUUGAGCAGACCCGGCUCAAGCAUCCCUUGAACCUCAUUCCCCUGUCCAUCACGACCCUGUGGGCAUCCUGUAUGUUGGGCGUCGACGUUAGCUUCCUCAAGACAGAAACCAUCCUCAUUGCUCUGGGCGCCACUGUCGUCAUCUGCUUUGCUGUCACAAUCGUCUCCAUAAAGGCCCCGUGCGAUUCCACCGCCGGCUUGAAGGUGCUGCUCGGCUGCCUGAUGUUGCUGCUCAUCCUCGGGCGCCUGGGACGUUUAACACAGCUGAGACAAUUGAAAACCAUGUUGAUCGUGCUGCUUUUCCUCGGAUUCUCCCUCUUGAUCUGGAGCCUGGUGACCAGCAGCCAGAUGCUCCAUGGGGGCACGAAGAGGGACUUCAGCCCCGACGACCCUGUCUUGGCCGCCCUCGUCCACUACUACCUCCUCAUUUUCCUCCUCGAUCACAUCUUCAGCAUCACCAACCUGCUGGGCAAGAUCUAGGGCCCCCCACUCCUCCCCCUCUCCCCUCCGGCACUGCAUGCCAGCCCCCUCUGCCCCACCUCCUACCCCUCUGCUUUUGCUUCUCGGUGUGUGUGUGUUGGCUCCUCCGGCCUGGGGCCCGAGGUCUCCUCCUCCCCGCUGACUUGUGCCACACACAACGGAGGCCAGGGAGGGGUGAGGCGCUCUUUCACUACCUGCUGUCAGCAUGGGGGAGGCAGGCAGCCAAUCUCACCCAAGCAAGGUCUUGCUCUGCCCUGGGUUUGUGCGGAGGUGGGGGGCACCCAGAUCCUCCUCCCCCCCCCCGUUGAUUGCCCAGGCAAUUCAUUUCUGGGGCUUUGCUCACCCACACACGUAGUUUCACCACCACCAAGACGGCUUGUGAGUGGGCUUCCCCAGACCUUCCUUGCCUUCCUGUCUACCUUCCCCCUAAUUUAGGAGGUCCCUUUCCCAGCCACUUUGCCUUCCACCUUCCUGGGCUUUGUGCUUACAGUGGGAACACCCCACCACCCGUGUGUGAAUAGUUUUCCAGCGUGCUUGGGGUGGCUUUUCAUCCCCUCUCGCUAUGGGUCAGGGCUGAUCAGCUUCCAGACUCAGGCUAGCACUGGGGGGCAGGGGUUGAUGGAGGAGCUUUGCACUGGACCGCCACACUUUUCUCUCUUGAAUGCUCGUAUGGAGAUAUGUGGAACGUCUUGACACUUGAAGCUAGCCUGACACUCUGCACUCCCUACUUUACCUUUCCUCUCCCUUUAUUUCCCUUCCCCACAUUGAGUUUAAGGGGGGCCCUGCGUUACUGCAUGCUCAGCACCCACCACUGUGCACCAGGACUGGUUUUUGCACUGAGCAAUCGACACAGGGUGUCCUAAUAAAAGUGAGGAGGCAGCCGCCGUC